This is a messenger RNA of Dichotomopilus funicola, 1125 nucleotides long. Its product is annotated as cyclophilin-like domain-containing protein. Lineage: Eukaryota; Fungi; Ascomycota; Sordariomycetes; Sordariales; Chaetomiaceae. Gene Ontology annotation, molecular function: peptidyl-prolyl cis-trans isomerase activity; protein binding. The record is from RefSeq and is a predicted model, not a curated record. Gene Ontology annotation, biological process: protein folding; protein peptidyl-prolyl isomerization. The transcript has 2 exons. The coding region runs from base 1 to 1125 and encodes 374 amino acids.
AUGAGCGCCGAGAACAAGCAAGCUCGCAGCCGCGUCUUCUUCGACAUUACAAUUGGCGGGAAGGCAGCGGGCCGUGUUACAUUCGAGCUGUACAACGAUGUUGUACCUAAGACGGCGGACAACUUCCGGGCUCUAUGCACUGGUGAGAAGGGCAUCGGCAAGGCCGGCAAGCCCUUGCAUUACAAGGGCUCGAGCUUCCACCGGGUCAUCAAGCAGUUCAUGAUCCAAGGCGGUGAUUUCACUGCCGGGAAUGGCACCGGCGGCGAGUCCAUCUAUGGCGCAAAGUUCGACGACGAAAACUUCGAGCUAAAACACGAACGCCCCUUCCUUCUAUCCAUGGCUAAUGCUGGCCCCGGCACCAACGGCUCCCAGUUUUUCGUCACUACCGUCUCCACUCCCCAUCUCGACGGCAAGCACGUUGUUUUCGGCGAAGUACUUCGCGGCAAGUCAAUCAUACGCCAGAUCGAGAAUCUCCCGACGCAGAGCGAUAAGCCCGUCAAGGAUGCCGUGAUUGCGGAUUGCGGCGAGCUUUCCGCGGAUGAGGCAGAGGCCGCUGACACCAAGGCCCCUGACGCGUACGGUGACGAGUACGAGGAUUAUCCCGAUGACCAAACGGCAGACGACAAGCCGCUUUCUGCCGCCCAAGUACUCGAGAUUGCCACGAACUGCAAAGGUUUUGGCAACGCCGCCUUCAAGGCCGGUGACUUCAACGCGGCACUCGACAAGUACGAAAAGGGGCGGCGGUAUCUGGACGUGGACCCCGAACUGGACAACGAGCCGCCGACCACGAAGGAACAGCUGGAGACCUUGCGCAUCACCUUGAAUAGCAACGCGGCGUUGAUGAACAUGAAACUUGGCGCGUGGAAGGACACUGUUCGGGCGGCUGACAACGCCUUGGCCAUCUCGAGCAUCUCGGACAAGGACAAGGCCAAGGCCCUAUACCGCCGUGGCUAUGCGCUAGUGCGCCUCAAGGAUGAGGACGCCGCGGUGGAGAGCCUUGAACAGGCCAAGAAACUGGAGCCUAAGGAUAGUGCUAUCACUGCCGAGUUAGCCGCCGUCAAGACGGUGGCUGCGGCGAGGUUAGCCAAGGAGAAGGCUUCUUUCAAGAAGUUCUUUGCAGACUGA